Molecule: messenger RNA, 2035 nt
Organism: Daldinia loculata
Lineage: Eukaryota; Fungi; Ascomycota; Sordariomycetes; Xylariales; Hypoxylaceae
Product: DUF298-domain-containing protein
Exons: 6
Coding region: 655-1467 (270 amino acids)
Biological process (GO): protein neddylation; positive regulation of ubiquitin-protein transferase activity
Cellular component (GO): ubiquitin ligase complex
Molecular function (GO): ubiquitin-like protein binding; ubiquitin conjugating enzyme binding; cullin family protein binding
Source: RefSeq, a predicted model, not a curated record
UAGGUGAUUAGGUGAUGAGUGAUGCCCAAAGUGCCCAGGGCCCAGGAGUCUUCGUUGCUUCCAUCUUAAUAUGGUAGUACAUAACGUAGGUACCUAGCCUAAGACAGGUAACCCCACCACAAAUAACCCAAAUAACCCAAAUACGAGUCUCCCCAAAUACCCACGCCAACAACUCCAACAACUCGGAGACCCUUCAGUUUUAACUGUGCAUCCAUUGUUUCCGUACAUACCUCUCUCUCCCAUCCCCCAUCCCCCAUCCGCUUUCGACCGACACAAUCAGACAGGACUCGAGUCUAAAAUAAAACCGGUUCUUCAAUAUAUGUCCUCGUGGAAACAUCAUUUCGGUGCUUAGGUACCCAUCCGAUUACUCUUAUUCAUACUCCCCGCCGCGUGUUAUAGCACCCCUCCUCCGCAUUCCAACCGCCGAAGCUUCCCCCCACUACCGAACUACUUGGUGAACUACUUGGUACCAACAAAGCGGUCGCGACGUGCGCCUUUAUAUGCGGAACAAACGACCGACAUACUGUACCCCGAUAUAUUUCAUCCUCUAGUAUCGAGGGGCCGAGCUCCGAGUCCUCGUCGACCAGAUCAUCUACCAAUAUACCCGUUGUCUCCCCAGAAAUCACCUAUUGAUAGGUGAUACAAGUCGUCGCGAUGCCACCGCUAUCCUCCGUCCAGAAAGCGGCGGUAGCUAGUUUCGUGUCGAUAACCGGGGCUUCAGACAAGAUCGCUAGUAGAUACCUCAAAAACACAGGGUACAAGUUGAACGAAGCCGUUGAUGCGUUCUUCCAAGGGAAUGCUAGCGCAUCAAUUACGACCAAGGAAUUACAACUUACGAAGCUGUUUGACAGCCUCAGGAAUACUGAGGGGGACCCGAAAGAUGCACUCGGUGCGGAUUCAUCUAUGGCCUAUCUGACUUCUAUCGGCGUCGACCUUGAAGGGGCGUCACUCUUUCUUGCCAUGGAACUCGUCCAGGCUCCUACUAUAGGCGAAAUCACCCGAACAGGCUUCAUAAAUGGCUGGAAAGCUAAUCCGGCGGCUGAGCCCAAGAUCGAAGGCCAAAAGCAAUACUUCAAACGCCUUGCCGACUCACUAAGCAAGGAUCGAGACCUAUUUCGUAAGGUCUACCGGUACGCUUUCGUCGUCGGUCGAGAAGGAGACCAACGGGCGCUCUCACUAGACAACGCGAUUUUGUACUGGGAGCUGCUUUUCAAGAAGCCGGGCAUGCUAUGGAUUGGAGAGACUACGGGCACCGAUUGGUUGGCUGAGUGGAUUGCGUUUCUGCGAGAGAAUUGGACACGGUCGGUUAGCCGCGAUAUGUGGAACCAGACUUUCGAAUUUGCACUGAAGAGCAUGGCGGACGAGGCACUGAGCUUCUGGAGCGAGGAUGGAGCUUGGCCGGGCGUUAUUGACGACUUUGUGGCCUGGUACAAACGCAAGUCGUCGGAAAUGGACGUCGAUGCUUGAUCAGUUGUUCCCGAACUAGUCGAGGUAGCUAACUCGGUAUUCGUACCAUGGAACGGAUAUUGACGUGGGGGGAUAGCAGGGAAGGGUAUCGGGGUGCGAGUGUUUGUGAACACGCUUCGAGAAGCUCGUCCAGUACGAGAAGCGAGACGAUAUAGGAGAUAUCACUACAGCGCUACGGAACAAGGGAUCAGCUUUGCUUUGCAUUAAAUCAUCAUCACCCUCGGUCACCUAGCAAGACACGCUAGGGAAAGGAAGGGUUCAAUAAAUAAUUAAGAUACCUAUUAUGAAUAUUCUCAGGGGAUGUUAAAGCGUAGUACUGUCUUCUUGUAGGGUUUCUUUCCAGUAUCAUAUACUAUGUUCCCGACAGCAUGACCACCAGCGUGAGAAUAAGCGAGGAGAUGUACGACGAUGAAACGCGUUGCGCCCGUUUUGCUUUCUUCUUUUCUCCUCUACAAAAAUGUCGGAAGUAAUCAAGGCCAUGUAUUAUAUCCAGCAGUAUAACUCAGAGUUAUCCGUUCGGUUCACUUAUAUGAGCCACGACAGCCAGCUAACGGUUGCAAAUAUCCAA